Molecule: messenger RNA, 2083 nt
Organism: Leptinotarsa decemlineata (Colorado potato beetle)
Lineage: Eukaryota; Metazoa; Arthropoda; Insecta; Coleoptera; Chrysomelidae
Product: ceramide phosphoethanolamine synthase
Biological process (GO): ceramide biosynthetic process
Cellular component (GO): endoplasmic reticulum membrane; Golgi membrane; plasma membrane
Molecular function (GO): ceramide cholinephosphotransferase activity; sphingomyelin synthase activity
Source: RefSeq, a predicted model, not a curated record
AAUACAUGAAACCUCACUUUGUAUCUGAUAAUUGUUUACAUGAACUAUGUGGAAAGUCUUGAUUCUUUGUGACUAAUAUGUGUAAUCAGUGAACUUUCGCCCUAAGUCGAAACAAAACUGCAUUGUUCAAGUAUGGCUCCUGAAACAUCGUUGGUAAUGAGCUGGACGACAGAAGACACAAAAGUGUGUUUAAGAAAAGAAGGUUUUGAUGAAAACUCGAUAAAAAUUCUUUGUGAUGAUAAUAGAUUGGAUGGUAAAUGUUUGCUUGUUUUAAACGAGAGUGAUUUCACAACAGAACCUAUCUGCAAACUCAAUUUGAAAGACAGAAAAUGUCUUUAUAUACUGUGCAAAAUAUUACAAAGAGAAAAUCAGAAUACUCUUGCAGAACUUGGAAUCAUAGACACUCAAAGUGCAAAUUUAUACACCUCGCAUGCCCAAUACAGCAAAGUGGAGAGUGAAAUCUGUGAAUCGGAAAGAAUUUCGCCUCCUAUUUCGGAAGAUGGCAGACCGCGGUAUCCUGCAGAAAAGAGGAAAGCAUUUCUUAGUUUUUUAUAUGUUGUAGGAGUUACGUGGAUAACAGCUUUUGUUAUGGUCAUUGUACACGAUAGAGUACCAGAUAUGAAAAAGUAUCCCCCACUGCCUGAUAUUUUUUUAGACAAUGUACCACACAUAGCAUGGGCUUUUGAUAUGUGUGAAGUCACUGGUACUUUCAUGUUUACAAUGUGGCUAAUAGUACUUCUCUUCCAUAAACACAGAUUUAUUCUACUCAGACGAUUCUUUGCUCUCUCUGGUACUGUCUUUCUCUUACGAUGUGUUACAAUGCUCAUUACAUCACUAAGUGUUCCUGGCACUCAUCUCCAGUGCCACCCUAGAAAUUAUCCUACGCAAGGAAACUCAGCUUUUGCUGAUUUGGCAAAAAAGUUUUCGCAGGCUUAUGUAAUUUGGAGAGGAGCUGGCAUGUCCAUUCAAGGCGUUCGCACUUGCGGAGAUUACAUGUUUAGCGGACAUACAGUUGCAUUAACCAUGUUCAAUUUUUUCAUCACAGAAUAUACUCCUAGACAUAUCUAUUACUUACAUACGCUCUCUUGGAUGAUGAACAUGUUCGGAAUAUUCUUCAUUCUUGCAGCACAUGAACACUACUCGAUAGACGUCUUCGUAGCUUUCUACAUCAGCAGUCGUUUGUUUCUCUACUAUCAUACCCUUUCCAACAAUCAGGCGCUCAUGCAGAGGGACUCGACUCGAACGAGAGUGUGGUUUCCUCUGUUUUCUUACUUCGAGUCCAGCGUCGAAGGAAUAGUACCCAACGAAUACGAAACUCCAAGCGAGAUUGCAGCCAGUGUAUGCUCUUGUCUCAGAAGUUUAAUGAAUGAUCUUCGUACAUAUCUGAAUUUUGCAGCAAAGAGUAGUACUGCUACAAAUCAGGUGAUAGAAUCUGUCAGUAGAACUAUUGUGGAAAACUCAAAAAACAAGUAGUGUUCAGAUAUGUCUUGUUGAAUUUCUGAUGGUGUUAUUCCAAGUACUGAUUUUGUAUGCUGUCUGUUGCUCAAAGUUUAUAUUUUCAAAAGUACUGGAAAUUAAGUUGUUACCAGUUGUAGUUUGUUUUUUUCUAAUGCAUAACGACAGAGGCUGUAAUCGUGAGUAACUUUCCUAAUUUCUUUAUAUUUUUAUGGGAUUUCCAAGUUUCUUCUGCCAUGAAUUCAUUAUGGCAGAUUGUAAACUGUACAUCGCUUGGUGGGAAAUGUUUCAAUGAUUGCUACUUAUGUCAUAGAUCAAAUACAUUAUCCAAGUCAGGACAUCAAAAAUAUAGUGCCAGCUUGAAAUAUUUCUUCACAAAUAUCACUUGUUUGGGUGUCGAUUAUGUCUUUUCCUUUUGUGUAUAAUCAGACCUCUGUUUAAACCGAGUAAUCUCAACAAAAAGAAGAAAUGUUACAAAUUCACAAAACUUUUUUUAAUGUAUUCAGAAAUCAGUAGCACAACACUCAUAAUAAAUUAUCACAUUUCAGUUUCACUUCUUGCUACCAUUAUUAGUAUUAUUCGAAUAUAAAUCCAAAAGUGGCAUUACCAAAGACUUAUUGCUUCUCUU